CGAUUCUUUCAUACAUUUUACACCUCCAACUGAAGUAAUGACAUGAAUGUGUCGCCUAAAGUUAAAGAAAUUAUAUAUUGUGCCUGAGAAGGUUUAUGGGUUUGUGUCAGCCAUAAAUUGGUAAAACGUUGAUUGGGUGUAAGAUCCGAAGACGUGGCGGAAACUAAACAAUCGGAGGACGCAGGCUGUUCUCGUGGUUUGCCUAGGAUGGAGGCAGAACCCAGGAUUUGGAUUGGAAAUCAGAUGCACUGUUGGAGAAGAAUACCAACUUCUCCACACAUACAAAUGUUUUUCUUCUAAUGGGUAACUUUAAUUUGGAAUCUAACGUGACUGUUUUUAAAAGUGCAGUUAUAUUAUUUUUUUUAUUUAUGCUUUAAACAUUUUGUAAUUGCUUAUAAAUAAUAAAAACAUUACUGGAAAGGACAAAAGUUCAACACCUGAAGAUUCUGUAUACAUCCCUAAAACGGCAAUAUCUGAACAGCGUUCUUUUUCUUUUCUUUUUAUACCCCAAGUUAACACAACAGAGACUUUACGUAUAGUCGGAAACACUUCUGAACACAAAAGCUGGGAAUGAACAGUGAUUAAUCCGGGGGAAAUGCGGUGUAAGCUAAAGUCAACAAAAGCAUAAAUGUAGGUCGGAAAGCUGCAGCUGCAGCCUUGUUGUGCCAGGCCUGUCAGGUCUGAGUCCAGCAGAGGGUUUCAGAGAAACCUGCUGUCAAGUCUAAACGCAACAAAAUGCUCCUCACAAUCUGUUCCAGCACAUUAGAUUAACACCGGCCUCAAGUUCAAUGUACCGCUCUGACAAUGCAAUAUCUUAGUUUUAAAGGGGCAGUAUUACGUGUUUUCCGGCCACAUAGUAUUAUUUUAUAGCAGAAUCAAGUAACUACGUUGCCUUCAGUGGUCAUAAAAAUGCUCUGUAUAACUAAUAUGACUUAAAAUAAAUCUCACUGUUAUUUAACGUGUUGAAAUUGGGCCUCUGUCUCUUUAAAAAUUCCUUCUCUUUCUGAAACUCAGACCUUCAGGAAGCCAUCAUAACGUCUCUCUUUUAUUAAACCUUUAGCUGCGUUUUUACCAGGAUUUCACUGAGGAGCAGCUCGCAUAAACAGCUCAGCAGAUGUGUUGUUUCACCAGGUGUUUGCUAAUUGCUGCUGGCUAGUCUGAAGGAGCUGAGUGAGGGAGUCGUGGAGGAGGGCUGCUCUGUGAGCCAGAAGCUUGGAAACUGUAGCUCUGAGGAGGAACUGCGUGUCGAAGGCGGUGCUAGGUCCACCCAGGCGUCUUGGACAACUGAAUGGUUGCCAUGAAGGUUAAAGGAUUUCUCAGACUUGCAUGAAAGAAUCAAAGCAACACUCCUGGAAAUGCGACGGCGUUCCAGAAAGAAGAAUGCAGUUCUGGGAGUUCUGCUUCUCGUCACUGUCCUGUACUACUACUAUCCGUUCGAAUUCCUCCUCACGGGUUUGACUAGAUCGCCUCCAAAGCAACUGAGCUGGCAGCUGGAGAGGCUCGUCAGUAAGGAGUCCUGGGCGGAGCAGGGAGGCUAUCUGCAUCUCAAUGUGUCCUAUCAGCUGCUGGCAGGAACGCCGUCGACUCAGCAGAAGUUCCUGACCAUCGGCAUGUCGUCAGUCAAGCGGAAGAAGGGCAGCUACCUGGUUCCCACGCUGAAGUCGCUCUUCUCUCAGUCGUCUCCUGAGGAGCGCUCCUCCAUGGUGGUGGUGGUGCUGAUCGCAGACUUCGACCUUCACUGGGUAGCCAGUACCGUCAGGGAAAUCAACUCAACGUUUGCCUCUGACCUGGACCGAGGCCAGCUUUUAGUCAUCCACGUGUCCCAGAAGUGGUACCCUCCUCUGACAGGCUUGAAGAGGAACUACAACGACGCUCCCGACCGGGUGUCGUUCCGCUCCAAGCAGAAUGUGGAUUACUCCUUCUUGAUCCACUACAGUGUAGGUCUGGGCCAGUACUACCUCCAGCUGGAAGACGACGUCCUUUCAGCACAGAACUUUCUCACAACGAUUCGGAAGCACAUUGAGGAGCAAAACGCAAAAAAGGGCACCUGGGCGAUGUUGGAGUUUUCAGCCCUUGGUUACAUCGGGAAACUCUACAAGUCCUCCGACCUUCCUCUUCUGGCUCGCUUCCUUUUUCUCUUUUACCAAGAAAUGCCUUGUGACUGGCUGAUGUCUCAUUUCCGACAGCUGAUGACCCAAAGAGAGACCAUCCUCUUUAAACCCUCGCUGUUCCAACACAUGGGCACUUUUUCGUCAUUCCAGGGAACAUACAACAAGCUGAAGGAUAAGAACUUUGAAGAGGGGCUUUACACCAAUCCCUCAGCUGAAGUUUAUUCGAACAUUUCCACCUACCAGAAGUACUACCCCAAACUGGCCUGGGCUCCUGGGGAGGGCUACUUCUGGGGACGCUCUCCAGAAAGAGGGGAUCAUUUGACGGUGGUGUUCCAGGAGCCUGUGGUGGUGACGGGAAUACUGGUGGAAACGGGAUCAGAAGGAAAGGACCUCCUGGACUCCGGUCAGGUGGAGCUAGGCCAAGACGUACUCACUGCAGCGAUAAAGACCUGUAAAACCUUCCAGUCUCUAGGAGCUUUUAUGAAUGGAAAAUUUGAGAUGCGAGAGGUAGACAAACUGCGCGGCUCUGCCUCUUCAUGUCUGAGGAUAUCGGUGACAGCCGAGCAGAAAGACUGGGUGAUCAUUCAGAAAAUAAGAAUCACGACGACGUCCAGCGCAUCCUGACGCCAAACAUAGCUGGUUUGUCUGUCUUCCAGCCUGUCUAACAUUUGGCUUUCCAGUUGGAGGAAACAUGCAUCAGUGGAGCUGCUUCCAACCUGGAGAUGUUUGACCAAAGCAAAUGAUGUAGUUAUUAGAUAAGCCAUAGCAGAUAAGCAAGCAAAUCCAUUUGGUCUUUGUUUCUUAUUGUGGGACUCUGGAGCAUUUUUUGUUAUUUUUUUUUUAUGCUCCAUUUUCCUCUAAACUAUGUAUUUGUGCCUUUUCACUUGAAGUAUAAAUCACUUUUGGCAAAUGUUUUCUUGCAUCACAUUUUCUAGAAGGAAACCUGUUCUACCUCACACAUCAAAUGUGUCAUUUUAUUGGACCAAGGCUUGUGUACAUCAGUCUUUAUUUAUCUAUAAAAUCCUCAGCUCUGUCUGCUCGUAAUAUCUAUCAGAGUAACUGCGUUUCCAUUGACGAUAUAACUGCGCAAUUUGACAUUUCAAAAAUAAAUUUGCUGCUUCAGAAA
Gambusia affinis (western mosquitofish) is the source of this 3237-nucleotide messenger RNA. Its product is annotated as alpha-1,3-mannosyl-glycoprotein 4-beta-N-acetylglucosaminyltransferase C-like. The coding region runs from base 1356 to 2735 and encodes 459 amino acids. Gene Ontology annotation, biological process: protein N-linked glycosylation. NCBI's taxonomy places the organism in Eukaryota, Metazoa, Chordata, Actinopteri, Cyprinodontiformes, Poeciliidae. The record is from RefSeq and is a predicted model, not a curated record. Gene Ontology annotation, molecular function: acetylglucosaminyltransferase activity. The transcript has 5 exons.